ACGACGCCCACCAAUGAGUACGACUUCGGCGCCAUUCCGCGCACCAGAAGUCGACACCCGAUGUGGAAGCUGUCCACCACUUCGCAGACACUGAAAAUCGGCGAAUCUCUCGGUCUCUCCGACGACGACGUCGACGACGACACUCAAGACGACGACUUUCGACGACAAAGACAUCAUUCUAUCGACUUAUUCGCUGUCUCUCUCUUUCCCGUCGCUCAUCGCUCUGUCCGCGCAGCCGCCGCCGCGGAGAUCGGUCUUUCCAUCUCUCCGUUCGCGCCGUCCGUCCACCAGCCCUCGCAUCACCAGUUUGUGCUCACCUGCAAGGGAUUCGGCGCCGAGCCCAACCUCUUCUCGAACCUCCGAUGGUUCGAUCCGCGCGGCGAAGAGAUCACCAGAACGUAUUCAAAAGCGACCAAUGCCGACAUCCGCGUCGAGGAGUUGCAGUUCGGCGUCAUUCUGCUCCACUUCUUGAACCCGUUUCCCGACAACUCCGGCCAAUACCGCUGUUCGGCCACUUUCCAGCAUUCC
Medioppia subpectinata is the source of this 528-nucleotide messenger RNA. The record is from the annotation of a GenBank genome assembly. Lineage: Eukaryota; Metazoa; Arthropoda; Arachnida; Sarcoptiformes; Oppiidae.